Molecule: messenger RNA, 3691 nt
Organism: Ictidomys tridecemlineatus (thirteen-lined ground squirrel)
Lineage: Eukaryota; Metazoa; Chordata; Mammalia; Rodentia; Sciuridae
Source: RefSeq, a predicted model, not a curated record
GUUGUCAUUUUGUAAAUGAUCAUCUUUCUUACUUUCCUGAUAGGAUUUUUAGACCCUGCGGAGGAAUUGGAGCUUACUCACAUUGUGGAAAUGGAAACCACCGAACCUGAGCCAGAUUGUGUAGUGCAGCCUCCUUCUCCUCCUGAUGACUUUUCAUGCCAAAUGAGACUCUCUGAGAAGAUCACUCCAUUGAAGACUUGUUUUAAGAAAAAGCCGGAUCAGAAGAGAUUGGGAACCGGAACCCUGAGGUCUUUGAGACCAAUAUUAAACACUUUGCUAGAAUCUGGAUCACUUGAUGGGGUUUUUAGAUCUAGAGACCAGAGUGGAGAUGAGAACAGUUUACAUGAACCUAUGGUGAAAAAACCCCUGGAAAUUAAUCCACCGUGUCCAACAACAGAAAACAAUGUGUCUGUCCUGAUUCCUGAUGGAACAAAUGUUGGGGGCCAAAUACCGGAAGCCCAUCCUUCCACUGAUGCCCCAGAACAAGUGGUUCCAAUCCAGGAUCACAGCUUUCCACCAGAAACCAUCAGUGGGACGGUGGCUGAUUCAACAGCAGGGCACUUCCAGACUGACCUUUUGCAUCCGGUUUCAAGUGAUAUUCCUACUAGCCCUGACUGCAUAGACAAAGUCAUGGAUUAUGUUCCAGGGGUUUUCCAAGACAACAGUUUUACAAUCCAGUACAUUUUGGACACCAGUGAUAAGUUGAGUACUGAGCUCUUCCAGGACAAGAGUGAGGAGGCUUCCCUUGACCUUGUGUUUGAGCUGGUAAACCAGCUACAAUACCACACUCACCAAGAGAAUGCAAUUGAAAUUUGCAUGGAAUUUCUGCAAGGCACUUGUAUUUAUGGCAGGGAUUGUUUGAAGCAUCACACAGUUUUACCAUAUCAUUGGCAGAUCAAGAGGACAACUACUCAGAAGUGGCAGAGUGUAUCCAAUGAUUCUCAGGAGCACUUGGAAAGAUUUUAUUGUAAUCCAGAAAAUGAUAGAAUGAGAAUGAAGUACGGAGGACAAGAAUUUUGGGCAGAUUUGAAUGCCAUGAAUGUGUAUGAAACAACUGAAUUUGACCAACUACGAAGGCUAUCCACACCAUCCUCAUGCAAUGUCAACUCUAUUUACCACACAGUUUGGAAAUUCUUCUGUAGAGACCACUUUGGAUGGAGAGAAUAUCCUGAGUCUGUUAUUCGACUGAUUGAAGAAGCCAACUCUCGGGGUCUGAAAGAGGUCCGAUUUAUGAUGUGGAACAACCACUACAUUCUCCAUAACUCAUUCUUCAGGAGAGAAAUAAAAAGGAGACCACUUUUCCGCUCCUGUUUUAUUAUGCUUCCAUAUUUACAGACACUUGGUGGAGUUCCCACUCAGGCUCCUCCACCUCUUGAAGCGAGUUCAUCAUCACAAAUCAUCUGCCCAGAUGGCGUCACCUCAGCAAACUUUUACCCUGAAACUUGGAUUUAUAUGCAUCCAUCUCAGGACUUCAUCCAAGUGCCUGUUUCUGCAGAGGACAAAAGUUACCGAAUCAUUUACAACCUUUUUCAUAAAACUGUGCCUGAAUUUAAAUAUAGAAUUUUGCAAAUAUUGAGAGUCCAAAAUCAGUUUCUUUGGGAGAAAUAUAAAAGGAAAAAGGAAUAUAUGAACCGGAAAAUGUUUGGCCGUGACAGAAUAAUAAAUGAGAGACAUUUAUUUCAUGGAACAUCCCAGGAUGUGGUAGAUGGAAUCUGCAAGCACAACUUUGACCCUCGAGUCUGUGGAAAGCAUGCUACAAUGUUUGGACAAGGCAGUUAUUUUGCAAAGAAGGCAAGCUACUCUCAUAACUUUUCUAAGAAAUCCUCCAAAGGCAUCCAUUUCAUGUUUUUGGCCAAAGUGCUGACUGGCAGAUACACAAUGGGUAGUCAUGGCAUGAGAAGGCCCCCUCCUGUCAAUCCUGGCAGCGUCACCAGUGACCUGUAUGACUCUUGUGUGGAUAAUUUCUUUGAGCCUCAGAUUUUUGUCAUUUUUAAUGAUGAUCAGAGUUAUCCUUAUUUUGUUAUCCAAUAUGAAGAAGUCAGUAACACUGUUUCCAUUUGAAAAACCUUGGUACUGCUAAAUUAUUUGAUAUGAACUCAAUCCAGCAUUUGUAGCAGGUUUUGAAUGGAUGGGACUGGGUAGGGAACAGCAUUGGACAGUAAUAGGGCACUUUUCAGACCCAUUUUUUAAGUGCUAGAAAAUGUAAUUUUUUUAAAAAAAGAAAAACAGAUUUUAAAAUGACCACUUAUUGUUUAAUUAUUUACUAAUUGUUAGUGUACUCAGUGUGGAAAAGACUAAAGAUUGCAUACUCUCCAUUCACACUUGUACAUAUAGGCAGCAAUAUUAUUAGAAGCAUUUGGAAACAAAAGAAAAAGAAACCAACAGCUUAACUAAUCAAAUGCUGCUUGGGUCUGAUAGUAGUUUGGCCAAGUCAGAUGGAGACUAUGAGCAAAGUGAGGAUUAUUUCUUACACUGAUAAAACUGACUGGAACUGAUACUAUCCUGCUUAUUUCCAUCCAGAACAUCACUACUUGGGUAUAGUAUAAGUUCAUAACAUUUUGGUGGCUAGAAAGAAGUUCUUAUUUCUGUCAGCAGGAUCGAAACACAUCACUCAGUAAAAGACUAUUAAUGACUUGAACUGUUCUGCAGUUUGCCUGAGAAUUCAGAGUUCUGUUUAGAGGAAGUUUAGGAAAGCAGGGGAGAAAAAAAAAAGGAACCAUUUGAAGAUAUGUCACCAGCAAAAUUUUUCAUUAUCUGGUUAUAUAAAAUAAGAUUCUUGUGUUAACUUCAGCAUUGGGAAACUCAGUCUCUUCCAUUGUCAUCCACCUUGGUUCUAAGGUGUUGGGCCGCUAACUGGUUAAAGCCAGUGUUAAGGGUUAGGAGUAUCGCCUUCUUGGGGGUUCCAGACCUGGUGCCUUCCUGGAGGUUUCAAGAGAAAGGAAGUACAUCUGUAACCAAGCCAAUAAGUUUUAUUACUGUGCUUUGCAUACAGUAGAUUCUCUGAAGUACUUGUUGCAUUGAAAUCACUGUUAAAGGUGGCAGUCUGCCCUGUGCCUGCCUUGCUGGGUACAGCUGGGUCCCCUGGCUGGCUGUGUCCUACACUACUCAGUUAAUAGAAACACAAACUUGGAAUUGUGCCCCAGCCCAGCUCUGGAGCACGGCAAGGUGAACAACAUGCUGCUGUUGCCUCAACUCAGAGACAGCAGCUGUGCUUCACCUCAAGCAAAGCAAAUCCUGCAUCUUUACUAGAGUGGCAGUGGUUGUUCACAGAAUUCACCACAGAAUUCCUUUAGACACCAAGCUCUCCUAGUACAUUCAUGGUUAUUUCAUUUACUUAGGACUUUUCAGGAACCUCUGUGUUAUUUAAAGCAAGAUAUAGCUGUACUGACGUCUCAGUGAAUCGCCUGUUCGAGCACUUACAGGGCUUCCACACAGCUAUUUAUUUUGCCCUAGUUGACCCUGUUUGCUGUAUUGGCACGAAACAGGCAACUGUGGCAGCUGUUCUUUCAUUUAGUUAUAACUUUAAACCAGUGAUUCCCAAUCUUUUCCAAGUUAAGACACCUUACCAUUGCUUAUUUGAUUUUAUGAAACCUGUUCCUUUUUUUCUCCCUAAAAGAAACAAAAGCUUUAUGACAUAUUUAUUUUUUUAAUAAAACUAAGCAAAAAUAAAAGUAUGGUAAUUCUUUAAAAA